AUGAAAGCCAUCCUCCUAGGAAGCACCGGCUUCAUUGGCAAAGAAGUCCUCAAUCAAUGCCUAGAAACCCCUUCCAUAACUUCCCUUAUCGCGCUCUCCCGCCGCGCCCUUCCUGAAGCAGCCGCAAACCCCAAACUUACCGUGGUUAUCAUGGAGCAUUUCAACUCGUACCCUGACUCCGUUCUAGAGCAGCUGAAAGGUGCGGAUGCUUGUAUAUGGUCAAUCGGAACAUAUAAUUGGGAUCCAGUGGUGGAGAUAGAGUACCCAGAGGCUUUUCAGGAAGCGCUGUUGAGGAUCUUGGAUGUCAAGAAGACGUUCAGAUACAUCUAUCUUGGUGGUGCUUUUACAGAGCCGGACCAAGAGAAGAAUUUGUGGUUCUAUGCUAAAGGACGACAUGUGCGGGGGCUUGCCCAGACAAAUUUCCUGGAAUUUGGAAAGCAGAACCAGAAUGUGAAGACAUAUGCUGUGAGACCGGCGGCAGUUCUGGCAAAAGAUGGAAGUGCUCUGCUGAGAUGUUUGUUAUGGAUGGCUUCAGUAAAGACAGAUGAGCUGGCGGCAGUGAUGGUAGAUCUGGCUGUGAAUGGAGGGAGUGAGCAAGUGGUAGGGCAUAAGGGCAUUGUGGAGAGAGGGAGGGAGUUGACAAAACAGAAGUAG
This is a messenger RNA of Aspergillus glaucus CBS 516.65, 654 nucleotides long. Its product is annotated as putative nucleoside-diphosphate-sugar epimerase. The transcript has 3 exons. Bases 1 to 654 code for a protein of 217 amino acids. Lineage: Eukaryota; Fungi; Ascomycota; Eurotiomycetes; Eurotiales; Aspergillaceae. The record is from RefSeq and is a predicted model, not a curated record.